Messenger RNA from Thalassophryne amazonica, 2615 nucleotides. It is a transcript of the gene acads, whose product is annotated as acyl-CoA dehydrogenase short chain. The coding region runs from base 860 to 1870 and encodes 336 amino acids. The record is from RefSeq and is a predicted model, not a curated record. The transcript has 9 exons. Gene Ontology annotation, cellular component: mitochondrion. Gene Ontology annotation, biological process: butyrate catabolic process; fatty acid beta-oxidation using acyl-CoA dehydrogenase. Lineage: Eukaryota; Metazoa; Chordata; Actinopteri; Batrachoidiformes; Batrachoididae. Gene Ontology annotation, molecular function: flavin adenine dinucleotide binding.
CAUGGCUGAAGGCUUGGGAGACGCGGAGACAGCAGACGAUGAGAUUGUUGCUAAACGGGGAGGUACCUCCGUCAUUUGGAACUAUUUUGGUUUCUACAAAGCAGACGUGGAGCAAGAGACAGUAAUAUGUAAAGUUUGUAAAGCUACGGUGAACGCAAAAGGAGGAAACAAGACAAAUUUUUUACAAUCUCAAACACAAUCACAAAAUUGAAUACGAAGAGUGCAUCAAGAAGCGAGAGACAGAACCAGAUAAGUCAAAACUUUCUCAGUCAAAAAUACAAAAUGCAUUUGCUCACAGCAUUCCUUACGACAAGAAAAGUAAACAGUGGCAAGAACCAAUUGAUGCUGUGACUUAUUAUUUGGACAAAGACAUGGUGCCUAUUUACUUUGUUGAAAAGGAAGGAUUUAAUCGCCUCCUCCGCAAAUUUGAGCCCAGAUACAUAAUGCCUUCACUAAAAUAUUUCUCAAAAACCGCCAUUCCUACAUUAUAUCAAGAAUGUCACGAAAAACUAAAAGCAAAGAUGACUACAGUGGAGUUUUUUGCCUCGACGACAGAUUUGUGGACUAGUCGAGUGACUGAACCAUACAUCAGCCUCACCGUUCACUACAUAACCAGUGACUGGACUCUAAAAUCCUCCUGUCUCCAAACAAGUUUUUUUUCCUGGAGAUCACACAGGUGAAAACAUCUCAAACGAGUUAAAGGCGUUUCUUAAUGAAUGGGAGCUGGACGAGAAGAAACAAGUGUGCAUAACCACGGACAGUGGAUCUAAUGUGAAAGCUGCAGCCCUGAACGAGUGGAUGAGACUUGCUUGCUUUGGACACUCGCUGCACAGUGCCAUCGAUUAAAGAGUUGGGUGCGAUGGGAGUGAUGGCGAUGGAAGUACCAGAGGAGCUCGGUGGCACGGGGAUGGAUUACCUGGCUUACAGUCUGGCAAUGGAGGAAAUAAGUCGAGGCUGUGCCAGCACCAGCGUUGUUGUCUCUGUUAACAAUUCUCUCUACAUCGGGCCCAUAUUAAAGUUUGGAACAGAAGAACAAAAAGCCCAGUGGAUUACACCUUUCACCACAGGGAAGAAGGUCGGCUGUUUUGCCCUCAGUGAGCCCGGGAAUGGCAGCGAUGCUGGUGCAGCGUCCACACUUGCACAUCAGGAAGGAGAUAAGUGGGUGCUGAAUGGAACCAAAGCCUGGAUCACUAACGCCUGGGAAGCCUCGGCCACUGUUGUGUUCGCGACCACAGACAAGAAACUCAAACACAAGGGUAUCAGUGCGUUUUUGAUCCCAAUGCCACACCCAGGACUGUCGCUGGGUCAAAAGGAAGAUAAGCUGGGUAUCAGAGCUUCAUCCACUGCCAGCAUCAUCCUGGAGGACUGCAGGAUACCGCUCGGCAACAUGCUGGGCCCACGUGGAGCUGGAUUCAAAAUAGCCAUGCAAACUCUGGACAGCGGCCGUAUAGGCAUCGCAGCCCAGGCUCUUGGCAUUGCUCAAGCCUCUCUGGACUGCGCUGCAGACUACGCACAAAAACGCAACGCAUUUGGAGCGCCAAUUAGCAAGCUGCAGGCAAUACAGUUCAAACUGGCUGAUAUGGCUGUGGCAAUAGAGAGCGCUCGUCUACUCACCUGGAAAGCUGCACUUCUCCGAGAUUUGAAGAAACCCUUCACUAAGGAAGCAGCCAUGGCUAAGCUAGCAGCAUCCGAGGCCGCCACCUUCUGCUCACAUCAGGCCAUCCAGAUUCUGGGUGGGAUGGGCUACGUGUCGGAUAUGCCAGCAGAGAGGCACUACCGCGACGCUCGCAUUACGGAGAUCUACGAGGGCACCAGUGAGAUCCAGAGGCUGGUUAUCGCUGGACAGAUACUGAAGGAAUACCACGUGUAGCCAUGCUGUUGGUGUUCCUGGUACAGCGUGCGCAUCAGAGACUCCACGCUGUCACAGCGCCUCAUCCGUAAUGACAAAGCAGCUAACUGCUAUCGCGCUGUAAGAAGUAGCACCAGCAUUUGGUAGCUUGGGAUGCUGGUGUCUGUCUCUGGCUUUAUCUCAAUCACCUCCAUAUUUUUUUUCUUGUAUCAAGGAAAUUUUUAAAUCAAUACCAACAUGUUUCAGACAUAUUUUUGUUGCUUUGGAGGUAAUUCUAAGAACUCCCUGACUCUUUCAAAUUAUGGCCUUGGGAUCUCGAAAACCAUAUUUAUGUUCAGACAGGCUCAGCUCUCACUUAUAUACACAGCAGAAAUGCAUGUUUUUAAAAAUCACUUUUGAGUUUUGAAAACUUGAGAGGACACUUCCCACCAGAGGGCGCUGUCGAGCCUUUAUACUGCCUGACCCAGUUCUUAUGUCUUUAAAUUAAACAGGAGGACACACAAAUCACCUGAGGUGUUUCAUCAUUAUUCAGAUUACGCACUUAUUUUGUGAAUUAUUUUGUUUUCUGGCUGACGUGUAGAAGAAUGAACAGGAAUUUUUCAGUCUGCCUGCAUGUUUAAGAUGAAUUAUGUGAAUUUAAGAAGCUGUGUAAUGAAAUGUGAUCAUUUUCACAGACCUGUUGUGCCUCAGAUCGAGAUAUUUAACUGUAAUUUUUUGUGUAAUUCACAAAAUAAGAUUGUUCAUGAUAUUAUAAGUUGAGAAAUGC